This is a messenger RNA of Oppiella nova, 431 nucleotides long. Lineage: Eukaryota; Metazoa; Arthropoda; Arachnida; Sarcoptiformes; Oppiidae. The record is from the annotation of a GenBank genome assembly.
GUUUUGGAGAUUGAAAACUAUUAUUGAAUAACAUGUCUGUAAAUCCCAAGCAAUUUGAUGGAAGAGUAGUGUUGGUCACCGGGUCGAGUUCAGGUAUAGGUGCGGCCACUGCUAUUAAGUUUGCAACUCUGGGCGCUAAAGUUGUGGUCACCGGAAGAAAUGCACACAAAGUUGAUAGUGUGGCACAAAAGUGCAGACAAUUGUCUAAAUCAGAUAAUAAUAUUCUGGAAGUGUUGGCUGAUCUUACCGUUAAACAAGAUAUUCAGAGAUUAGUUGACAAAACUGUGUCAACGUUUGGAAGACUGGAUGUAUUGGUGAAUAACGCGGGAAUCGUUGGCUUAACUGAUAUCGAAGAGAGUGGUGUCGAUGUGAAAGUGAAGGACAUAUUGGAGACAAACGUUCACUCAGUGGUACUGUUGUGUCAUUUGGCU